Molecule: messenger RNA, 4279 nt
Organism: Nicrophorus vespilloides
Lineage: Eukaryota; Metazoa; Arthropoda; Insecta; Coleoptera; Silphidae
Gene: alphaCOP
Product: coatomer subunit alpha
Exons: 8
Coding region: 238-3861 (1207 amino acids)
Biological process (GO): intra-Golgi vesicle-mediated transport; intracellular protein transport; retrograde vesicle-mediated transport, Golgi to endoplasmic reticulum
Cellular component (GO): COPI vesicle coat
Molecular function (GO): structural molecule activity; protein binding
Source: RefSeq, a predicted model, not a curated record
UUGAACCACAAUUUUGUUGGCAGUGACGUGACAUUAUUCGCCAUACUCUAUCAAAUUGGAAUCAUAAUAAAAGUAAUAUUUGUUAAUAAAACUAAUAUUUCAACCCUUAUUCAUAAGGCGAUACGUUGCUAAUAAGAUCGUGUAGAGAGACACAUUCUUGUUUUGCACGAUCUUCGUAUAUCCUUUAAUGUGUUUGUGACAAGUAUCCCAGUAUACAAGUAUAGAAGUGCCGAUAUAAUGUUAACUAAAUUUGAAACAAAGUCGGCUCGAGUGAAGGGCUUAUCGUUUCACCCAAAGAGACCAUGGAUAUUAGCAAGUUUGCACAAUGGCGUUAUUCAGUUGUGGGAUUAUCGGAUGUGCACGAUGCUGGAGAAAUUCGAUGAGCACGAUGGACCAGUCAGAGGGAUCUGUUUCCACAACCAGCAGCCGCUCUUUGUUUCCGGCGGCGAUGAUUACAAAAUAAAGGUUUGGAAUUAUAAGUUGAAGCGUUGCAUCUUCACCCUGCUGGGUCAUUUGGAUUACAUCCGCACCACGAUGUUUCACCACGAAUACCCAUGGAUCGUGUCCGCCUCCGAUGAUCAGACUAUCCGCAUCUGGAAUUGGCAGAGUCGUACCUGCAUUUGUGUCCUGACGGGACAUUGCCACUAUGUCAUGUGUGCGAUCUUUCAUCCUAGCGAAGAUCUCCUAGUUAGUGCGUCUUUGGAUCAAACGGUUAGGGUAUGGGAUAUUUCGGGCCUCAGGAAGAAGAAUGUUGCGCCAGGUCCGGGCGUUCUCGAAGACCAUAUGAAGAAUCCUGGAACGACAGAUCUCUUUGGACAGGCCGAUGCCGUCGUCAAACAUAUCCUUGAAGGUCACGAUCGCGGCGUCAAUUGGGCUUGCUUCCAUCCUACCCUACCGCUCAUUGUUUCCGGUGCUGAUGAUAGGCAAAUCAAGCUAUGGAGGAUGAACGAUUCGAAGGCCUGGGAAGUAGAUACAUGCCGCGGUCACUACAAUAACGUUUCCUGCGUGCUCUUCCAUCCCAGACAAGAACUACUUUUAUCUAACAGCGAGGACAAGAGUAUUAGGAUUUGGGAUAUGUCUAAACGUAUCUGCCUAGACACGAUCCGACGAGACCAUGAGAGGUUCUGGGUACUUACCUCUCAUCCAACCCUAAAUUUAUUUGCUGCUGGUCACGAUGCUGGAAUGGUCAUCUUCAAAUUGGAAAGAGAACGUCCUGCUUACACUGUUUAUGGAAACCUUCUCUAUUACGUGAAGGAUCGCUUCCUGCGUAAAUUGGAUUUCACCACGUCUAAGGAUACGCCGGUCAUGCAGCUGCGAGGAUUUGGAAAGUCCCCGGUGUACAACAUGUCCUUUAACCCAGCCGAGAAUGCAGUGCUCGUGUGCACCAGAUCUAGUAACGUCGAUGGUAACAAUUACGAUCUAUACCUGAUUCCUAAGGAGCACGAAUCCGAAAUCACAGAAGUGGAGAACAAACGAUCUUCGGGAAAUACAGCUGUAUGGGUAGCUAGAAAUCGUUUUGCUGUUCUUGACAGAAAUAUGCAGUUGAACAUUAAGAAUCUGAAAAACGAGACGACUAAGAAAGUGCAAACACCACAAUGCGACGAGAUCUUUUACGCUGGCACGGGAAUGCUGCUUCUUAGGGACAUGGAACAGGUUACUCUCUUCGACGUCCAACAAAGGAGAACCAUUGCGCAAUUGAAAGUGAUGCGCUGCAGAUACGUCGUUUGGUCCGCUGAUAUGGCUUAUGUAGCGCUGCUCUCCAAGCAUUACGUAACCAUAUGUAACAGGAAACUGGAGCAGCUUUGUUCCAUAUACGAGAGCAUCAAGGUUAAAUCCGGUGCUUGGGAUGACAGCGGCGUGUUUAUCUACACGACCAGUAACCACAUUAAAUACGUUUUGAAGAACGGAGACAAUGGCAUUAUCAGGACGUUGGAAUUGCCAAUUUACAUUACUCGUGUGAAGGGUAACCACCUGUUCUGCUUAGACCGAGAAUACAAACCUAGGAUGCUAACGAUUGAUCCUACGGAAUUCAAAUUCAAGCUAGCUCUAAUCAACCACAACUACGAAGAAGUAUUAUAUAUCGUUAGGAACUCGCGAUUGGUAGGGCAGGCAAUUAUUUCCUACCUGCAAAAGAAAGGAUAUCCUGAGGUGGCCCUGCACUUCGUUACUGAUGACAAAACUAUUUUCGGCUUGGCCCUGGAAUGCGGAAACAUUGAAGUUGCCUUGGAGGCGGCUAAAUCGUUGAACGAUAAAACUUGCUGGGAGAAACUCGCAGAUGCGGCUCUCAUGCAAGGUAAUCAUCAGGUGGUUGAGAUGUGCUACCAACGUACGAAGAGCUUCGACAAAUUAUCCUUCCUAUACUUGAUCACUGGAAACUUGGAGAAGCUGAAGAAAAUGACCAAGAUCGCAGAGAUUCGCAAGGAGAGGUCGGCUCAGUACCACGGAGCUCUGCUUCUUGGAGAUGUCGUUGAAAGAGUAAAGAUCCUGCAGGAUUCCAAUUUGACAUCACUUGCUAAUUUGACCGCUAAGACUCAUGGCUUACCCGACAUGGUUACUGAAGAGGGCGAGGUACGCGAAGUCACACCUGGAGCCAAAUUCCUGAGACCUCCACCGCCAGUCCAACAAGCUGAAUCCAACUGGCCACUGCUCACAGUCAGCCGAGGAUUCUUUGAAAAUGCAUCUCUAUCCAAAACGAGUGCACAUAUGUCUAAUCUUGAUAUUGAUCCAAAUAUGGAACCGGUCGUCGAUGAAGGCGGAUGGGCCGAUGAAGAAGAUGAUGUUGAUCCGGACGUCGUAAGUAAAAGUAAGCCAGAUGCUUCUGGUGAUGCCGACAUGGAUGGUGGCUGGGAUGUGGAAGACGCAGAUUUGGAAAUACCAGAUUUAGGGCCGACGAAGAUAAACGGCGAGGAUACCACCACGUACAUCCAUCUGCCUAGCCAGGGAAUAUCGCAAUACAUGAGUUUGAUUAAAAAUUCUGAAUUGGCUGUUGAACAUGUACUUGCUGGCUCUUUCGACAGUGCCACUAUGCUAUUAAAUGCACAGCUGGGCGUUGUCAAUUUCAUUCCAUAUAGAACGUUAUUUUUGGACAUGUACCGUAGCUCCAGGACAAUCUGCUCCUGGCAGCAAAUCCUUCCACCCCAGUUUUGCAACAAUUUGGAUACCAACAAAGCUGCUCCGUUUGUGCACACAAAACUAACAGAUUUAAUUCAGAGACUACACGUAUGUUACCAACUAACAACCGGUGGUAAAUUUACGGAAGCCAUCGAAAAGAUGCAAUUACUUCUUCUGCAAGUUACGUUGAUCGUCGCUGAGUCGAAGAAUGCAGUCGUCGAAGCGCAGCAGUUAAUCAAAAUUUGCAGGGAGUACGUGAUAGGAUUAAAGAUGGAGACGCAGAGGAAGAGUUUGCCAAAGAAUUUGCCUGAGGAACAGGAGCGGCAAUGCGAGAUGGCAGCAUACUUCACUCAUUGCCAGUUGCAGCCGAUUCAUCAAAUCUUGACGCUGCGAACGGCCCUAAACAUGUUCUUCAAGCUGAAGAAUUACCGGACGGCGUCGUCCUUCGCCAAGAGGUUGCUGGAUUUAGGACCAAGACAGGAGGUAGCCCAACAGGCGAGGAAGAUCCUGCAAGCAUGUGAUUCUAACCCGACCGAUGAAUUCAAAUUGCGCUAUGAUGAGCACAAUCCGUUCUCGCUGUGUGCUUACUCCUUCCAACCCAUCUACAGAGGAAAACCAGACGAGAAAUGUCCCUUCUGCGGCGCCAGCUACAUGCCUAAUUUCAAAGGACGCCUGUGCAACAUCUGUGAGGUCGCCGAAAUAGGAAAGAAGGCGAGUGGCCUGAAGAUCUUCCACCACCAAACACGUUAGGAUUAAAUAACAUAUAGUCUUUCUUUUUGUAUUUAUAUAUUGCAUUAUUACUUGGGACAUCUGUUGUUAUAUAUAUAUUUAAAAAAAAUGUGUGUAAAAUGAUAUAAAGUUGGAAGAAACAAAAUCUAUGUAUAAUUUGACUAUACUACUAUUUUUUUUUGUUGUUGCAAUGAACCCAAUAAUAAUAUAUUUUUUAAUAUCUAGUAUUAUAUAACCGUAUUAUUAAACUGUCAUACAACGCGCGAUUGUAUAAUUCUUAUAGUUUCUAAAAAAUUGUGUAUUUUUUGUAUUUUUUUUUCUUCGAAUACAUAGGCAUAAAUGCACUCGUAAAGUAAAUGAAAACCGACAUGUGAAGAAAAACAUGGGGAUUUUUUUUUAUAUAAAUCACCUUAUGUACAACACAACGUAAAAGCUAAAA